AGGAGACCAGUGAAGCAUAACGAAGAAGCGCUAUACUAUUUUAAACAGAACAAGCCUUGUUGCUGCGGCUCUGACUGCAGAGAGCACCGCUUCCUGAUCUAUUCUCAUUUUGCCAUGCUUGCAGCGCCGGACUUGCGCCUCCUGAUGACUUUCAAAUGGAUAACCCGAAGAUCCGACUGGAUAAUCUUCAUAAUUGUAUUUGCAGAGUUUUCAUAUGCAACCAUUAUAUUAAAUGGAACUGUGGGGACAUUAAUUACACUAAGGCCUACUACACCUCUUCCUGAAGUAGAGGCUGAAAUAACAUGGAUGAAAAAUGACGGUACUAUUGCUACCAACACACAAGGUGUAAUAUUAGAUAAAUUAAAGGACAGAAUAAACCUGACCACCAAUGGCUGGACUUUAACAAUCAAACAUCUCAAGAAGGAGGAUGGUGGAGUUUACAAGCGUAUUGCCAUUCCAUCAGCAGGAGACCAGAUUCCAACUAUUGUUAUUGAUCUUCAGGUGAUUGACUUACCAGUAAUAGUAUUCAAUGUUUCAAAAUGGAGAGAGGAAGGAACCUGCAAAAUAAUUUUGCAGUGCAACACAAAUAAUGUUACAACCACAAAUCACACUUGGAUAAAGAAUGGAGAAAUUAUAACUCAUGGGCAGAGUGAGAAACUGGAAAUGUCCUUGUAUCCUGGAGACAAAGAUAUUAAUUUCACCUGCCUGGUCUCCAGUCCUGUAAACAAUGCAACAGCAUCCAUCCUCGAGAGUUGCAAAGGUGACUUCAACUUGGUUAUCAUCAUAUCUGGAAUUGGUGCAUUUAUUGUAAUAUUAAUCAUAAUUCUAGUGUUUUGCAUAAAGAAAAAGAAAAAAGCUCAGCAAUUUGAGAACAAACCUGAAACUCUCUACGCAGUAGUCAACAAAAGGUCUGCUCCAGUUUCUGAGGUGGAUAUGCCACAGUGUCCAACAAUAUAUGAUAUAGUGAGGAUGGAAAGAAAUCAGAUUCAGAACUGAGAAAUAUUUGGGCAUACUGAUUACUAAGUAAUAUCUUUGGAAAGAAAGUGCAAAGGCAACAUAUUGAAAUCAAAAAGAGUAAAAUGAACUAUGCAAUAUUCAGCAUGGAACAGAUUAUUUAUGAAGCCUCUGUUUUACAUUUUUGGUAAUGCGAUUCUUAUAGCAACAUGAAAUGAAAUGAUUUUGUAAUAAAUGUGUAGGACAUCCCAGAAGACUGAAGUAUGAAUAGCACAUUUGGGUAAAUCAGUCUUAAUAUAUUAUUUUUUACUUUAAUUGAUUAUAAUUAACUAUUCCUUUAACUAGGGAAAUUUAUGUGCAAAAUAUUAAAAGAAACCAUGGAAAUGUUUAUUGCAUUCAAAUACUUGUUAUGUUUUAUAUAACAAAACCUUUGCAGUAAUGAUUGUUUUGCAAUGCUGAGCUGCUUUGUAAAGACAGUAAUUUAUUAAUUAAUAUUCAUUCUCUGUUAAGUGAUGCUUAAUUAUUAUUAAUAAUUAUAAUAAUAUCUAUCUGCGCACAGAUCUACUGUGACAGUAACCUAGGAUUAAACACUUAGUCCCUAAAGCUGUCAUAGUGUGGGAUUUAAUUUUG
Molecule: messenger RNA, 1584 nt
Organism: Polypterus senegalus (gray bichir)
Lineage: Eukaryota; Metazoa; Chordata; Cladistia; Polypteriformes; Polypteridae
Product: SLAM family member 8-like
Exons: 6
Coding region: 115-996 (293 amino acids)
Source: RefSeq, a predicted model, not a curated record